Molecule: messenger RNA, 2362 nt
Organism: Python bivittatus (Burmese python)
Lineage: Eukaryota; Metazoa; Chordata; Lepidosauria; Squamata; Pythonidae
Source: RefSeq, a predicted model, not a curated record
CAUGUUCUGGAGCUUGGUGCCGUGGCAGAACCACAGGACUUGCCCCCUUUCUGCUCCUCUGGGGGGGCCUGGGUUGAGGGGCCGGGGCCAGGGCCGCGUCUGCCCCGCAGCGGAGGCUGCCAGCCCCGGACCGCCCCCCACCCGCACUGAGCGCCCCCACCCCGCACUCGCAUGAUGUCCUCAGCCUUGCCUGAGUCCCGGAGGCCUCAAGCAGGAGGUGGUGCCCUUGUGCGCCUGCUCUCUGACGGCGGCCCCUCUGGCUCCCCCCACGCGGACCAGAUCUUUCUUCCCUUCCUCCUCCCAGCGACCCCGAGAGGCAGAAGGAGAAGGAGGCUAUCCGGCAGCAGCGGCACUUCCUGGACUGGCUCCAUCUCUUGGUGCUGACUGCCAUGUUCACGAUGGUGGGGCACCGGGUGGCCGCCUUGGUUGUCCUGGAGUUCUCCCUCCGGGCGGUGUCCACCGUCCUCUCCCUCCGCAAGGGGACCCACAGCAGCCAGCUGUACCUGCUCUGCCAGUUCUCCCUGGGCUGUGGGGUCUCCUGCAGCCUUGGCUACCUGCAGGAAGGAGCGUCCCACCGCACCGGGAACCUCCUCCUCAGCGUGGGGCUGGCUGCCCUCCUGACCCACUACGUCUGGCGCCUGGCCUGCCACGUCUCCACCAUGUACGAGCUGCACUGCAAGGAACGCUACUGCGGGGGGUGCCUCUUUCUCCUCACCACGUGGCACGGCAUCCCCCAGCUGCUCUGCAACGCCCUCACGGUGACGUUUGCGGUGGCCAACCUGGCGGCCGUGGCUCUGAUCAACCGGGAUUUCCUCUCGACCUCUGAGGCUAUCCGCUUCUGGACACCGCUAACCAUCUGCUACACGCUGCUGGUCAUCUACAUGCAGGAGGAAGAGCUCCAGAACCCCACCAAGCAGAUGGCCUUCCAGAGGGUCUUUGUCAGGAUGGGCGGCCUUCUGAUCCUGCUGAUGACCGUGGGCCGAUGGAUGGACAUCGCGAACGUCCUCAUCUCGCUGGCUGGGGAGAUCUGGUGCCUGGCCCGGACAGGAACCAUGCUGGAGGUGUGCAGGGAGCAGGAUUAUUCGGAGAGCCUCUCUUUCUCCGCGUCUGCAUUUCGCCCGCCCCAGGCAGCGCCAAGAGCGCCCCUCAGAAUCCCAGGCGGCAGCGGCAGCCCCAGGGGGCGCAUCCUGAAAGAGAGAAGCCUCGCGGAAGAGGAUGGCGUGGCCCGGAGACCCUAGGCCAGGGCAGGCCAUGGGCCCACGGUGCUGGCUCCUUCUGGGCUCUCCUGCCGCGGCAAGACACCGCUCGCUGAUGCCAUGCUGCCUGAGGGCUGGCGGGUUCCCUCCUGGCCCCAUGGCGCCGCCUGUCCCCUUCAGCAAUUCCUUCUCUGUAGUGACUGCUCCGGUCGGCCUUCCUGGGAAAGCAGGGAGGCCAAAGCAGGCGGGAACCGGCUGGCCGGGGGGUGGGCCCCAGGGGCAGGAUAAGAGAGGCUUUGGCUUGUGGGCGGCAAGAGGGAGUCGCGUCGGGCCCAGGGGAGGCGGCCGAGAGCUGCUGCCGUUGUCCCGGGGUGAGGCUAAGGAAAGGGGAGCCGGAGGGGCUCUGGUGCUGGUGCCAUGGCUCCCGAGCGACAAAAGCCCAGCUGUGGGCUGACCGGCGUGCCUCCCCGAGCAAUCCUGAGGGUCCGGUGGGGAGGGGCCAGAGCUCCUUGUGGGGAAGGCUGCCCCCGCUUUGGGAGGCAGUGGCGCGCAGUGGGCUUGGUCCUAGCGUCGCAUCCCCACUGCACCCUGAGAAAUGGGCCAAGGGGCCUUUCCCGGCCUGGUGCCGCAGCUGGAAGAGAAGCGAGUGGUGGGAGGGCCAGGAUGCACGGUUUUGGCGGCCUCGCGGGCUGGCCGUUCUGCCUGCCGUGCUGGCUGCCCUGGAGGUCCUGGGGCUGUUCUGAAGCCUUGAGCUCAGCGGCUUCUAACCCCACCGCAGCGCCCCUCUGCAGCUGCCUCCGCGACCUCACGUCAUUUCUGUGGGACGCGGGAGGACCCCCGGGAUCUGCUGCUGGGACCCUCCUGGCUUGGUGGGCGGAGGGGGAUGGGGAGGGUCCCUUCCUCCCCUGCUGUUCUGCGCUCUGCUCUCCUGGCUGAGGCUCUGAGAUCUUCCCCGGCAGGGAAAGCGACGAGGGCAAAGUCGGUCUUAUUUCAGUCACUGGUCAUCAACACAAACUACUGCGCUAAAAACGAAUUGCAGAGGUCAUUUAAUUUUCUCUGGUAGAGAGGGAAAAAAGCUGUCUUUUAGCAGCUUUGUAUUUCAGGAGGAUGCAUUGGUGGCUGGCCGUAUAAAUGUAGGAAGUAAAUAAAAACGAUGGCAACAGCAA